Spizellomyces punctatus DAOM BR117 is the source of this 1777-nucleotide messenger RNA. RefSeq lists its product as uncharacterized. NCBI's taxonomy places the organism in Eukaryota, Fungi, Chytridiomycota, Chytridiomycetes, Spizellomycetales, Spizellomycetaceae. Bases 582 to 1634 code for a protein of 350 amino acids. The transcript has 2 exons. The record is from RefSeq and is a predicted model, not a curated record.
UUUUUUUUUUUACUUUCUACGGUUGUUGUUGAAGACGAUUCGGCUGUGUGGAAGAGCGGAACUUUGUCUUUUCGGAAUGGGAAACCAAUAGCGAAUCGAGCGAUGAGUUGCGAUCCAUGAUGGGGGCCUAUCCUCAACCUAAAGUUGCAUUAACAAUGAAAUUUGUCACACUUUUUUGUAUUUAGGAAUGCCUGACCUUUUGUACCAAAAAGUGUUAUUCUCCAAUGGAAUGAAUGGAAGAAUUAAACAAUUAUUAGGCUAAAGUCUAAUAAUAUCUGCGAGUUACCAAUCUUGCGGAUCCGAAAAACAAAUAAUCCAUGUGUGCACAAUAGCUGUUUGUUUCGAAUUGUUUAUCCUUGCCCAGAUGGACCCAGCAUUAAACAAAGACCAACACAACUGUACCUGAAUGGUCACAACCCAUUCAAACGCCUCGUAUGCUUUACCAAAGGUUUAAACGUGUUCCAACUUAGGGCAAACAGCCUCAAAAGCGCCAGGGAGACUCUAUAUCUCCCCCAGGCAUAAGAGGGGAUAAAGUUCAAGUUCACUUACGGGAAUAACAAAAAAAAAAGUAAAUCUCAUAGAUGGUCGGAUUGAACUUUGUUGACGAUCCAGGUUGCGUGUACGGCCCCAACACCACCGAUGCGACCUACGCUGGUCCUUUGGGUGCCUACCACAGCGCUUCAAGCGCCUGUCAUGGCCUCAAUCUUCGCAGCAUCAAUGUCAUAUUUGCACUUGUAUCCAUCUGCGCCAACCUCACCUGCCUCUACUUUGCCUACCGCAUCCUACUAUCCCGUCGCAAAACUCGAUACAACAUUUUUAUGACACUCUGCCCGAUUGCCGGUGCUAUGGGUUCGACAGUCGACCUCUUUGCUGCGUCGACCUAUUUUCACUGCGGCGGUAUGCCCGACUUGACGCAAUUGACCAAAAUCUGCUUCUACAUUGGCACGUUCUUUAUGAUUUGGGUGCAAGAGUUUCGGUUCGAUUUUAUUUUGAUUGUGAUGGGAAAGAAUAGGGCAAUUGCGAGGAGAGCGGUGUGGGUGAACGUUGGGAUUUGGUGUGCUUUGGGAGUUUUUACCAUCGCAAUGUGGAUUCAAGGACGUUGGAAUCAGCCAAAGCUAAUCUCUUAUGCCAUUCCGUACGCUUUCUGGCUCUUUUACGUCACAUUCCUUGAUUCUACGCUGUCCAUGGUCCUCCUUCACAUUUCUCUCCGCCAAACCGCCCUUCUCCGAUCCUACGAUCUACUCACAAUCGCCCAGGUUAAAUCGUUUUCAACCCGUUUCCGCCGCGCAGCCCUCCUGCACCUCACCAUCAUUGUCAUCGCAACAGCUCUCUUUAUGUUGGCUGGUUCGACUGAAGUCGGAUACUCGAUUGGUAUGAUUACAACCCCGACGAUUCCUGCCCAAUUGGCCGUAACUAUUUAUUCGAUUCAUACGUUGCAGAAAAUGGAGAGAUUGAGGUCGGGAGGACACAAACCGCAGAAUGCAAACAGCAAACGCCAGGACAAAUCUGCUACAGCGGGAUCGAAGGUCGUGAGUUCCGCACAGGGACUCGUCGAUCCGUCGGGAAUGGGGAAGAUGUCUACGUGCAUCGAGAGCCAGACGGCUGCGUCGAGCAGCGCAGUAGCGAGGAUUUAAUUAGAAUCUUAAAAGUUUUAGAAACACCAGAUACACUAACGUCUAGCUCCCUCCAAUUAGUGUUUUUGAAACAGUCUUUAUUUUCACCACUCCAAUAUAUCUUAAUAAAUUAGAUAUGAAUAUGACAGUCAAAUAUCUCAGCA